AUGCAUUCAUCAUUUCGUACCUUUAUUGUCCUGUUGGCCUUUGCUGGUGUAACUGAAACCUUAAACCAUCAGAAACAAAUUGAUGUAGUCAAUCAAUGUCAGCAUGGUAUUCGAGUUGGUUACCAGACAAACGGAAACCGACACUCCCGGACGUUCUCCGUUCGGCCUAAUAGCGACAGUCACCGGUUAAUAGUUGACUCCGAGUGGGCGGGACGUAUUUGGGCAAGACCAUCGUGCGGAUCUCGCAGGUGUGGCAGUGUCGCUGGUGCCACAAGCCCAGCUUCGUUAGCAGAGUUCAAGAUGACAGGCGCCAACGGGGUGGACUACUACGAUGUAUCAUUUGUAGACGGAUACAACCUUCCUAUCCGUAUUGCACCAACCGUAGUUUCUGGACUAGACCACCUGGAUUCUAAUGAUCUGAUGCAUUGUCAACCAACUGUCUGUAAAAGCCUGCCGGUCUGUCCUGUAGAUCUUCGGUAUCAGGACAGUAAAGGAAAGUUUGUGGCUUGUAGAAGUGCUUGUUCAAGAUACCAGGAUGAUGCAUAUUGCUGCACAGGAGAAUUUAGCACACCUGAAACAUGCAGUACAAACCACUAUGCGAACGCGAUCAAGAAUGCAUGUCCAAACUCCUACAGUUACGCCUAUGAUGACCAGACUAGUGUGUAUGUGUGUAAAGCAAGACAUUAUACUGUCACAUUUUGUCCACAAGAAGACUGA
This is a messenger RNA of Phycomyces blakesleeanus NRRL 1555(-), 717 nucleotides long. Its product is annotated as secreted thaumatin family protein. The record is from RefSeq and is a predicted model, not a curated record. NCBI's taxonomy places the organism in Eukaryota, Fungi, Mucoromycota, Mucoromycetes, Mucorales, Phycomycetaceae. The transcript has a single exon. The coding region runs from base 1 to 717 and encodes 238 amino acids.